GAAACGGCGAAUCCUGUCCGUGCGCGACUGCAAUAGCCAGGCAGGUAUACGACGUAAGUGAGAGGUGUAUCACUACAUAAACAUGUACAACUUCGUGAGUGCGUACGUGCAAAGCCAAGCAUCCCAAACGUUCGAACUGUGAUAUAUAGAAUAGCUAAGCUAGCGACCUUGAAAAGACGGCAAUGAGAAAUCUGGCAUCGCAUAAAAGAUCUGAGCUCUGCGCAACAUUACGCCCUGGGGAGGCCGAGACGAGUAUAGACAGGCAAAGUUAGCAAUAGCUAUAGCGAGCAUGUCGGAGUGGAGGAAAGCGAUCGCGCGCAUCGAGGGAGAAUAUCAAGGUACGUAGGAAGGGCUGUAUCAUGAAAAUCAAGAACAAGAACAUAAAAAAUCCAAACAACAUCUGUCCGUCAGCAGAGCAAGUUAAUAAGACAGACACACAAACGGCCUGGGUUGUGUAUUGGCACAACGCGAAAACGGUAUUCUUCCACCUUCGCAAGGCGAGGCACAACAGCACCCCAGUUUCCGCGAGCACAGAUUGCCCACGACACCGACUCCACUCCUGCUCUCACCACCUCCCACAAUGCAGUGUUCGUCCGCGCGCCGUGGAAGGAUUUCGUGGGCUCCCGAGACCGCACCGUCUACACGCUGUCCAAUCCACCCUUCACCUCGCCUCUAAAGAUCUCGCCUUUUCCCUCUUUCCUCCUCCCCUCGCCCUGCUAAUAUAUCUCCUCCUGCCCUUUUCCUCUCCACUCUCUAACACCACAGAAACCAGCAUCUCCCCAUGACACUACACACUGAGCACGGCUACGACCCCACCUCCGGUCCAUGUCCAUGCCCGUGCCCAGGUGCAGGCGGAUGAGGCACAGGCGCCAUCCGCGGCUGCGCUGACUGCCGCUUCUGCUUCCUCAGCACCCGUGCGCGCUGCUUCUCCUCGUCGCUCCUUGGGGCGCCGACGCGGCGUUCGCUCGGCAGCGUCCGGCUGCGCGACACGCUCGCCCCGCCCGCGCUGUCGCUCCGCCCGAGCGGUGGCGUCCCGCUCUCGACGACGGGCGAGAGCCGCUCCGCCGCGGUUGCUGCCGCCGCUGGCGCGGCGAGCGGGGUGUUGUCUUCCGCUUCUGCGUCUGCGCCACUCCGCUCCCGAUCCACCGUCGUCCUCCUCCUCGCGACCCUCUUCUUCAGCCCCCGCCCCUGCUCUUGUCCCUGUCCCUGUCCUUUCACCUGCCUCCACUCGCCCACACCCCCACGCUCCUCGUCCGAACUCGGCACAACCACAAAAUCACUCUCAUCCCCCGACCCCGACGCCAUAUGCACAUGCCCAAGACCCCGCCGCUGCCCAGGCACAAACCUUCGCGGCCCGCUCCUCCCCCCGCCCGCGCCCGAGUCGCUCUGAUACGCCGCCUCCUCCGCCAUCCCCACGCGCGACGGCGCGCCCAGGCUCCCUGUGCCCGACGCACCGUUGUUCGCGCCAACCCCGAUCCCCGGAUGCGAAUGGCUCGUCGCGAUCUGCUGCGGCGCCGCGAGCCCGUGUCCGUGCCCGUGCAGCGCCUGCGAUCCCGACCCUGGUGCAGCGGCAGAGGAUGACGACGCGCCAAGCUGCAGUGCCUGCGCGCCCGCGCCGACGCCGGCGGUGUUGGUC
This is a messenger RNA of Coniophora puteana RWD-64-598 SS2, 1636 nucleotides long. RefSeq lists its product as uncharacterized. The record is from RefSeq and is a predicted model, not a curated record. The transcript is spliced from 2 exons. Bases 1312 to 1581 code for a protein of 89 amino acids. Lineage: Eukaryota; Fungi; Basidiomycota; Agaricomycetes; Boletales; Coniophoraceae.